Molecule: messenger RNA, 1124 nt
Organism: Phialemonium atrogriseum
Lineage: Eukaryota; Fungi; Ascomycota; Sordariomycetes; Cephalothecales; Cephalothecaceae
Exons: 2
Coding region: 114-947 (277 amino acids)
Molecular function (GO): zinc ion binding; nucleic acid binding
Source: RefSeq, a predicted model, not a curated record
GCGCAACCCGACUUUCUAUUUUCGAGCCUCGAAUAUCUUCCUCCCGAACCGUGCUCUAAUCGUGAGAGGAUAAUUUUACGUUGAACAGGUUACACCUGUAGCUACUUCCCAAGAUGGCACCAACCAUCCAGUCAGGGUUGCCCAACAUGGCAGCUCAAUCAACACCUAAAACCAUGUCCUCCCGCCUGAUGACCAUGAAGUUCAUGCAGCGCGCAGUCGCCUCCGAAUCGAACUCGCCAACGACACCAAGGUCGGACAACGAGGGUUCCGCGAAGAGGCGCAAGGUCUCGCACACUUCAGCAAAGUCCUCCCCGAUUACGCCGCUGUAUGACCAGAAAGCCGUGCAGGCGGCGCUCGAAGAGGAAGACAAGAAACGCCAGGCCGCGAUAGAGAGGCGCGCGGCGGAGCUGGGCGACUCGCGAUGGGUGCUUGAUGCGCACCUCCCCUCGUCGGGGGCCGGCUUGAAUUCGCCCCUAAACGUCGUUCAAGUUGGCUUCUCUCAGAUCGACUCGACAGCCGCACCAGGAGAGAAGGAAGACACCAAGGAAGAAGCGAAACCAACUCCUACUAACAUUUUCCGGCGAUUUAACAUGAAGAAAUCCAAGGAACCUGUGUCAAUCUCCGAGUCGGACAGCGAUAGCUCGGAUUCGGAAGACGAGCCAAAUGACUCUUCGUCCCCUGCUCCACGAGGCCGAAGUGACGAUAAAUCUCUAGGAUCAAGCGCUGAGAAGAGGAAGCGUUCAGGUUCCGGAGUUUCGAGCAAACGCAGCGAAAAAUUAGCCAAGGCACAAGAGCUAGCCGGGAAGCGGCGGAAGAAAGAGAUCAAGCUGAACCAACUGACGUCGAUUUCCUCGUCAGGUUCUUCGCGGCCCGCGCCCACAAAGUGCUACAGCUGUCAGCAGCCUGGCCAUAGGGCCGCUGACUGCCCCCGAAAAUCCUCUCGAUGAUGUCUACGUAUGCUUCCAGCCAUAGGGGCCCUUCUACUUGGUUCCAAGUUACGUGUUCGCGCCGGCGGGUUGUAGGUUGAACCGCACAGUUCAGUCAGAACGCCAUCCGCUUUAUCAGCCGCCCCAUUCCCGGCGAGAGCGGACCGAUUUUAGCUGCCUAGCUUCGGCUAUGCCCAC